Molecule: messenger RNA, 1432 nt
Organism: Drosophila hydei
Lineage: Eukaryota; Metazoa; Arthropoda; Insecta; Diptera; Drosophilidae
Product: protein valois
Exons: 3
Coding region: 152-1246 (364 amino acids)
Biological process (GO): oocyte axis specification
Cellular component (GO): methylosome
Molecular function (GO): protein binding
Source: RefSeq, a predicted model, not a curated record
CUUAACUUAACGGCUUAAAAUACUAGAAAAAGUUCGAUAAUCGAUUAAAUAUAUAUUAUUUUUCAACACUGUCUUUUGGUUUCCUUCUUCUUUUACCGGCACGCGUUGCGUUGUUAUUUAAAUCUGUUUUGAUUUUACAUUCAUUUUGAAGAUGUUUCCACAAAGAAGCUCGGUGACAUACCGCACACCCGCCUCCCACCAGCCGCCACCGGCCAUGGAAUUGGCGGACAAUGUGGACUAUCCCAAUCUCAAUGUGGCUGAUAUGAAUGCACGCCUGGAGAACCUGUCACCUAGGCUGCACGACUGCUUCGACAGCAUUGCUAUGAAUGAAUUGCACCAUUUUGCAUUGGCCACAAAUCAUCGUGAGGGCGCCGAAUGGUGGGGCAUGCUUUUUGGCUACAACCAAACGGAGCACAUGACCGUUGAUAAUGCGGACUUCAAGUUACAAUGCGAAAAUACUGUGAACAUUCUACGUUAUGCUGACCACAAUAUAUUGCUCGUAGCGUUGGGUGAUACGCGGUUACAGGUUUGGUCUACAUACUCUACUGUGCGGAAUCCAAAGGCUCCAUACUGUCUAUUCCUCAUUGGCGAAGAUGCCGCACACAAGGCGCCCAUCAAUCAGCUCUGCGUGUUUAAAUCUCAGCCACAGCAAGCAGUAACCACCUGCCUGGAUAAUACUCUCAAUAUCUGGGAUAUUUCUGGCGCCGAUUUAUGCAGCACGUAUCGUGCACGUUCUGCCCAUACCACAAAAUUAACAGGAGUGGCCACUUCGGCAACAGCUGCUAACCAAUUGGUAACCUGUGAUCGUGGCGGUUGUGCACGUUUGUGGGAUAUACGCGCAACAUCGCCCACCUCCUCAUGUCUCUUUGAUGAUAAGACGCAUAUGCUUAGCUUCACAUGUGCCGCUUGGGCUACGCCUAAUGAGCUCCAAGGCGACAACUAUGUUUAUUUGGGCGACUAUGAUGGAAAUGUUCAUACGCUGGAUGUGCGAGUGCCACGCAAGCUGCAGCAAACUGUAUCCUAUUUCGAUAAGGGUCAUGUCUCGCAGCUGCAAGUGAAUGGCACUCAUCUGGCGGUGAUGAGCAAUUUGCCUGCUGGCGUCAAGAUUGCCGAGGUGACAGAUGCACAUGAUGUAAUCUACACUAAUGAGAAUACGCACUCUCGUCUCACAGAUUCCGUUUGGCGGGAUGAUCGCACGCUACUGACCAUUGGACAUGGUCGUAAAUUAGCCACACAUAAGAUAUAGGGAGACAAGAUAUACGCAGACUGAAGAAUUUCCGACCUGAAAAGAUAAAAAUAUAGAAAACUAAAUAUUAAUAUAUAUUUUUUUUAGUUCAGAAAUUAUUAAUUUGAUUCUAGUUACCCUUUAUAUAAUUUCCCUGUAUAAAUAUAUAUCUACAACUCAAUGUUGUGUUAAACUAAGCAAUAACCC